This is a messenger RNA of Pipra filicauda (Wire-tailed manakin), 825 nucleotides long. Its product is annotated as claw keratin-like. Gene Ontology annotation, cellular component: intermediate filament. NCBI's taxonomy places the organism in Eukaryota, Metazoa, Chordata, Aves, Passeriformes, Pipridae. The coding region runs from base 30 to 467 and encodes 145 amino acids. The record is from RefSeq and is a predicted model, not a curated record. The transcript has 2 exons. Gene Ontology annotation, molecular function: structural constituent of cytoskeleton.
AGCAACCGGAACUCCUUGUCUGUGUGACCAUGUCCUGUGGCAGCCUGUGUGUCCCCUCCUGUGGGGUGGCCACCCCGGCCCCUCUGGCUGACACGUGCAACGAGCCCUGCGUGCGGCAGUGCCCCGACUCCACGGUGGUGAUCCAGCCCCCGGCCUCAGUGGUCACCUUCCCCGGGCCCAUCCUCAGCUCCUUCCCCCAGCAGAGCGUGGUUGGCUCAGCAGGAGCCCCCGGCGUUGGAGGGGGCUACGGGGGCACUUUUGGAGGCCGUGGGGGCUACGGAGGCUACGGGGGCUAUGGGGGUUAUGGGGGUUAUGGCUAUGGGGGUUAUGGAGGUUAUGGGGGCUAUGGGGGCUAUGGCUAUGGGGGCUAUGGGGGCUGUGGGGGCUCCAGAGGUGUCGGCACCUGCGAUUUCGGGGGCUGGCGCAGUGGCCACAGGUACCUCAGUGGCAACUGCGGGCCCUGCUAAGCCCCAGCCCGAGCCCAGCCACAGACCCAGAGGAGCUCCAGCAAACCCCCCGGCACAUCCCGACACGGCGCCUGGAGGAAGGACACCCCUCUGGCAUCACUGGGCUCCAGAGCUCGGGCACCUCGUGCCUGCCCGGGGCCCAGCUCUGCCCCUUUGCUGCUGUGCUUGAGCCUCCCCUCAGGACCCGCUGCCUCCUCCCGGCACAGCCCCGGGCUGGGCUCCUGAUCCCGCUCCUGCCGGGGGCUCGGCACAGCUCUGCCCACUGCCAGGAGCCAGGGGAGCCCUUGGCCAGGGCCCUGCUCUUCUGCCAACUCCCUCCUCCCCUCCAACUGCAAUAAAAGCUGUCUUUGCAUCGCAA